Aethalodelphis obliquidens (Pacific white-sided dolphin) is the source of this 1974-nucleotide messenger RNA. Its product is annotated as keratin-associated protein 10-3-like. Gene Ontology annotation, cellular component: keratin filament. Lineage: Eukaryota; Metazoa; Chordata; Mammalia; Artiodactyla; Delphinidae. The record is from RefSeq and is a predicted model, not a curated record.
AUGGCCGUGUCCACCCUGUCUGUCUGCUCCAGCGCCCUGAGCUGGCAGCGGCUCUGCCUGCCUGGUCCCUGUGACUCCUGCACCGGCUCCUGCUGGCAGGUGGACGACUGCCCAGAGAGCUGCUGCGAGCCCCCCUGCCGCGCCCCCAGCGGCUGCGCCCCGGCCCCCUGCCUGACCCUCGCCUGCGCCCCAGUGAGCUGCGUGUCCAGCCCCUGCUGCCAACCAGCCUGCACCGGCCCCUGCACGGCCUCGUGCUGCUGGCAGUCUAGCUGCCAGCCCCCCUGCCGCACCUGCUCCCCCUGCCAGCAGGCCUGCCGUGUGCCCGUCUGCUGCACACCUGUCUGCUGCACACCUGCGUGCUGCGAGCCCGUGUGCUGUGAGGCCGCCCCCUGCUCAGCCCCCUCGUGCUGCCAGCCCACCCCCUGCCCCUCGUCCUGCCGCAGACCCUCCUCCUCCGCAGCCCUGCUCUGCCGCCCCGCCUGCUGCCCCGCCUGCUGCGUCACCGCCUCGGGCACGUCCCGCAGCUGACCGGCACAUCCCCCCAGGGCCUGCCAGGUGCUAUGGGCCACCCCCACCUCUGCCAUUGCCAGCCACCAGCCACCCUCAGGAUUUAACCCAGCACGAGCUGUGGUCUACACCUCUACAUGAGUGUGAGCUGACCUAGGACCCCAACAAGCAGGGCUUAGCCCAUCCGUAGCCUCCGGAUCAGGCCCAGAUGAACCUGAAACAGCCCUCCCCUGUUACUGCGGGUCCCCAGGUUUCUCCUGAAAGCGAUGGACACCGCUCUCCCCCCUAGUCUUUGGGGGUCUUGCUCUGCUCCGUCUCUGCCCCUCCUGCUGCUGUGUGGCCUCCCCUCCCCUCACGGGGUCUUGAGCUGAGUGGAUAAACUCUCGUCCUCCCCAGCUGGCUGUAUGUUUCAUUGCUUCGGGCCCGGGGCUGAGGUAAAUAACUCCGGCCUCAGCAGCCUUGGAGCCAAGCCAUGCCCUGGGAGCAUCUCCAAGGGAGUUGAGCUUGGAGGCCCACCCCGUCGGCCCCGAGGCCCUCGACUCCUGCGUCUGUAUCUCUGGGCGGCUCUGGGUGGCUGUGCUGUGUGUCUGAGGCUGUGGUGGCCAACGCCGCCUGGCCAGCGGCCCCUUGGCGAGAGGGACCCUUGCCCCCGGCCUGGCUCUCCCUGGUCAGCCUGAGGACGCGCAGAAGGCGGGGCCCCGCUGGCUCCUGGCCUCCUGGGACGCCGCCGAGUGGAGCAUUCCUGCUGACCACCAGCUGCGCCUGUCCCUCCAGCCCUCCCCAAACUGUGAGCUUUAUUCAGUCUUCAAAUGUCCCAACCUGCCUUGUCUGUGCCACGUAGACUAGUGGCGACGCCCCCUCCCCAGCCCCGGCUCCCGGCUGGGCGGGGAAGAGGCCAGCAGGUAGGUGACUUCCAGGGCCCACACUCUGGGGCCUGAGGGUGACCCUUGGGGCCGGUCUGGAUGGGGCCCCCAUGUUUCCUGGAGCCCCAAGCUUCCCAUGGCCAGCCCUCAUUCCUAACCAGCCUUCCCCCCACCUCCACCCUCCCCCCAGUGCCACCUCUAGCUCUUAACCCUACCCUGCUAUUGGCGUGACCCCUCCCUCCCUCCCAGGAGGCCAUGAAUUCCAGCAAGACGUUCCCCAGAAGGAGGGGGGUCAGCAGUGAAUGCCCCCUUAGCGCAGGUCUGAGAGAUCACCUGACCCUCCGGUGGUCUCCCCUGGAGAACCGGGUCCAGACUCCCUGACUGGCUUCUCCAGUGCCACUAUCCCCCGAUGGGGGUCCUCAGGGAAUCUGUCGGUGGAAGUAGGGGCCUCCUGCAACUAGAACUGGGUGGUGGAAAUGGGUACAGACAGACUAGCGCCCUACGGCCCUCCUCCUACAUUCUGGGGCUGCAGAGGGAGGUGGGAGUCCUGAACCCAGCCUCCCCUGGGGCCCCGCCCCUCCCCACCACUCUCUAGGGGACCCUG